UACGGACAAUAUUCCAUAAAUAUAAUGAAUUUAGCUUUGUUUCAGAGUGGAUACACUUUAACCAUAGCAUUGAAAGUUUCACAUCCACAUCCCUGUUCGCCAUUGCGGCAUCAUCUGUGCUUCGGUGAUGAAGAAAACAACCAGGAGGCGGUGUCUAAUCAGAGCACAACAUUAAACAUAUCUGACGUCUGUAUCUCCAUCAUCGCCUCUCAAUGUCCUAAUAACUCUUUGCAUUUCUGUGCCUCUUUGUGCUUUCGUAUUUUUCCCCUUCAAUCCGCGUUUUUCGUCAGUUAACCCGCUUAGCGUCUUUAGGGAUCUGAAGUUUGGCUCAGUUUGCGCAACCGGUGUGAUUGUGUUAACACCAGGGGAUUCAUAUGAGCCUGCCUCCGGUGAUCCGACCGCCGAGCCCCAUCCCGGGGUCGCAAGGCAUUUCCUUCCAAAUCCAGAUCGGGUUAAGCCGGGAACCCGUCCUGCUGGACUCCGGCGAGUUCAGCCUGGCGCAGGUCCGAGAGAUGGCAUGCUCCAUCGUGGACCAAAAGUUCCCAGAAUGUGGCUUCUAUGGGAUGUAUGACAAGAUUCUGCUUUUCCGCCAUGAUCCAAACUCUGAGAACAUUCUGCAGUUGGUGAGGUGCGCAGCAGACAUUAUGGAGGGGGACCUGGUGGAAGUUGUCCUGUCAGCCUCAGCAACUGUGGAGGAUUUUCAGAUCAGACCUCAUUCUUUGUUCGUUCACUCAUAUCGAGCUCCGACGUUCUGCGAUCACUGUGGAGAGAUGCUGUGGGGUUUAGUGAGGCAGGGUCUGAAAUGUGAAGGCUGUGGGCUGAACUACCACAAACGCUGUGCAUUUAAAAUCCCAAACAACUGCAGUGGCAUCCGUAAACGACGACUGUCUAAUGUGUCCCUCACUGGGCUGACCAACACUCGCUCUGUAUCUGCUGAGCCAUCUCCCAGCACCUCUGAUGAGGCUUUACUGUCUCCUGUCAGUCCUAGCAUGGAGCAAAAAACACCGUCAGACAUCUUUCCUGGGAGAGGGCGCUCCAACUCCUACAUAGGUCGGCCAAUAGAGUUAGACAAGAUCCUGCUCUCAAAAGUGAAGGUGCCACACACAUUUGUCAUCCAUUCCUACACGCGCCCCACAGUUUGCCAGCACUGCAAGAAGCUCCUCAAGGGCCUGUUCCGUCAGGGACUACAGUGCAAAGAUUGCAAAUUCAACUGCCAUAAACGAUGUGCACCAAAAGUGCCAAACAACUGCCUUGGAGAGGUGUCAAGAAAUGGAGAUUUGUUGAGUCCUGGUGCUGAAUCAGAUGUGGUCAUGGAGGAGGGCUGCGAUGACCAUGACGGGGAGAGACAUAGUCCACUGAUCGAUGAUAUGGAAGAAUCCCUGGUGGGCGACUCUGCUGCACUUUUGGAAGCUGGACAUGGUGAGCUUGGAGAUUUCCAGGACCAAGACCCAGAUGAAUCCAACAGAAUCAUCAGCCCUUCCACCAGCAACAACAUCCCACUUAUGCGGGUGGUUCAGUCUGUCAAGCACACUAAGAGGAAAAGCAGCAAUGUUGUGAAAGAAGGCUGGCUUGUGCACUUCAACAGCAAAGACACAUUGCGUAAGAGACAUUACUGGCGACUGGACAGCAAGUGUAUUACCCUCUUUCAGAAUGACACUGGAAGCAAAUACUAUAAGGAAAUUCCCUUAUCUGAGGUGCUGUCUUUGGAACCGGCUAAAACAUUCAACCUUCUCCCUGAGGGUGCCAACCCGCAUUGCUUUGAGAUUGCCACAGCAUCUCUGGUGUACUAUGUGGGAGAGAAUCUGUCUCGAGCUGACGGGGGAACAUUGGGCUAUGGAAGCAGUGUGCUUGUUAGCGGUGUGGGACAGGACGUGGCCCGCAUGUGGGAGAUGGCCAUUCAGCAUGCACUUAUGCCUGUCAUCGGCAAGGGCAUAUCUCACGGCAGCCAUCACAGCCACCACAAAGAGGUCUCCAUUAGUAUCUCUGUAUCCAACUGCCAGAUCCAGGAGAACGUGGAUAUUAGCACAGUGUAUCAGAUUUUCCCUGAUGAAGUACUUGGCUCUGGGCAAUUUGGCAUUGUCUAUGGAGGAAAACACAGGAAAACAGGCAGGGAUGUCGCCAUCAAGAUCAUAGAUAAGCUGCGCUUUCCCACCAAGCAGGAGAGCCAGCUGCGCAAUGAGGUUGCCAUUCUGCAGAACCUCCACCAUCCUGGAAUUGUCAACCUUGAGUGCAUGUUUGAGACACCAGAUCGUGUCUUUGUUGUCAUGGAAAAGCUCCAUGGCGACAUGCUGGAGAUGAUACUGUCAAGUGAGAAGGGGAGACUGCCAGAACGCAUCACCAAGUUUCUCGUUACGCAGAUUCUUGUCGCUCUUCGUCACCUUCACUUCAAAAACAUUGUUCACUGUGACCUUAAGCCUGAGAAUGUUUUGUUAGCCUCAGCCGACUCUUUUCCACAAGUGAAGCUGUGUGAUUUUGGUUUUGCACGUAUUAUUGGUGAGAAGUCUUUCAGGCGUUCGGUUGUAGGCACACCGGCGUACCUUGCCCCAGAGGUGCUUCGUAACAAAGGCUACAACCGCUCGCUGGACAUGUGGUCAGUGGGUGUCAUCGUCUAUGUUAGUCUCAGUGGAACUUUCCCCUUUAAUGAGGAUGAAGACAUCCAUGACCAAAUCCAGAAUGCUGCUUUCAUGUACCCACCCAACCCCUGGAAAACAGUGACCCCAGAAGCAAUUGACCUCAUUAAUAACCUCCUGCAAGUCAAGAUGAGGAAGCGCUACAGCGUGGACAAGUCUCUCAGCCAUCCCUGGUUACAGGACUACCAGAUGUGGCUGGACCUGCGGACUCUGGAGUACAAAAUGCAGGAGCGAUAUAUCACCCACGAAAGCGAUGAUUUGCGCUGGGAGCAUUUUGCAGAGCAAAAUGGCCUUCAAUACCCAGAGCACUUAAUCAACCCCCAUGCUGAUGUAAGCGAACAGGCGGAGUCUGAGGAGGCUCUAAUGAGCAUGCUCAGCGACAGAGUCAGUGUGCUGUAAAUUGCUGCCUGUUCCUUUAAGGGCACAAUGGACCUCAAGCCAACUGUAUACUGCCAAAUCAAUACUUCAUUCAACUGUAAAUGCAUAGUCAAAUGUACUGCACAAUGCAUGGUUAACACAUUUUAUUAAACAGUACACUACUGAUCAAGCACAAAUUUCACGAAACACACAGUGCCUAUACCACAAAAGCCAACCUAGCCAAACCUGAUGUGGACAAAACCAUCAUACCCAAAUAUAUAACAAACCAUUUUUAAAAAAAUAACAAAACUCAACUCAAACUUUGUCCUCUGAACAAAUUUAUUUACAGACACCUUUUGUUUCUAAGGCAUCUGUCUGGCUUUGGAGCUUAACCAGAGAAUUAAAAUCAGUAUUAUCUUCUAUUUAACGUUAGCCAUUACCGGGCAUAACGCAGUGCAAAUACACUGUAGUAGAAGUAUUGUUUGUAUAACUCACUAAAAAGUCAAAUGUAUGAGAAAUGUGUUAUAAAAUUAACUUAUAAUGUCUUGGAAAAUUAUUCUGCUCAAGUUGGUUAAUACCGCUACAAUUUUGCGAUGACAUCAGUGCAUUAGUGGUAAUAACCUGAAAACCAUAAAGUAGAGCACAUUUAUAGCUUUUGUGGUUUUGUGUUUAUUGGCUUAUGAAUGCAGUGUGUGUCAGAGGCGUAGCCAGAAACAAGACUUUGGGUGUGCCAAGAGAAAACUAGGUGUGCAAGAACUAAAGCACAAUUAAGUGAAAUAUAAUAAAAUGACCAUUAACAACCACUGCAUCAAUUUCUUUGUGGCUUUUUUUUUUUUAAACUGUGUAGUUUAAAUGACUGAAAAAUAAAUUCAGUGGAGUAAGAAGCCCUGUUAAUAUAUAAAAAUAUAAGGCUUAAUAAUUUGUCCAAAAAAAAAUUUAAAUUUAAAAAAAAAUAAUGUGGAUGGAAUGAUUCAUCAUUAUUUCCCAAAAUAUGCUAAAGACACAAAUAUAAAUGGUUACAAUACAAUUUGCACAAUACAGAAAACAUUAUAAAAACACACCAGGUUAUAGUUACAUUAAUUGGUUUAAAAACUUAACUGUGGAUAAGCAAUAAAUCAGUAAUGCAUUGUGUUGAAUAGAAUAAUGCACAACUGUAAGAAGAUUCUUAAGCGUAUCCUCCAAAUAUUCCACAAUAUGCAUAAUAUAUCAUACUUGGGGAAGAAAAGAGCAACAAUUAUGAACACAUGUCAUUAUGAAUAAUGAGGCAUAAAUCUGAACUCAGUAGCAUAAACUUUCUUAAUUUAAAGUGUGUGCUUGUUUCCUCAGUUAUGCUCCCGGCAUCUGUUGCGAGAGUGCGUGUGUAAACUUAGACAGCCUCUAUAACACAUUAGGUAUAAUUAUAGUAAUUAUAAUUGAUUAUUAAAUGUUGUAAUCGAUGCAUUGAAGUUUAAGAAUAAUAUUGAUGCAUUUUAAACCCCAAGAUACAAAAAAAAAAAAAAAAAAAAUUAUUUAGGUGUGCAAGCUUAAGUUUUGGCAGUUGCUCACCAUGGCACAUCCAUGGCUACGCCACUGGUGUGUGUGUGUUACUUUGGGGGUUGGUUAUGUUAGUGUGCAGUGCAAUUGCAAGACAGCAAAGCAACAAUGCCUGUGGACUGAAGACAUUUUCCUUUUGCUUUCUUCAGAGAUGUCAGACUAAAAGUACAGCUGGCACGCAUAUAGUAUUGUGUUCUCAUGACAGAUCUCAGUGUGUUUCUUUAAUGUUCCCUUUAAGUGAAGAUCUGAAGUGUAACACACCUCUCUAUAUAACUAUGUGCUCACCAGCAGUUCUGUUCAAAAAGGCUGAUUAAAU
This is a messenger RNA of Myxocyprinus asiaticus (Chinese sucker), 4836 nucleotides long. Its product is annotated as serine/threonine-protein kinase D1-like. Bases 375 to 3029 code for a protein of 884 amino acids. Gene Ontology annotation, biological process: protein phosphorylation. The record is from RefSeq and is a predicted model, not a curated record. Lineage: Eukaryota; Metazoa; Chordata; Actinopteri; Cypriniformes; Catostomidae. Gene Ontology annotation, molecular function: ATP binding; protein serine/threonine kinase activity. The transcript is spliced from 19 exons.